Messenger RNA from Solanum dulcamara, 893 nucleotides. RefSeq lists its product as uncharacterized. The coding region runs from base 161 to 721 and encodes 186 amino acids. The transcript has 5 exons. Gene Ontology annotation, cellular component: cis-Golgi network membrane; TRAPP complex; cytosol. Gene Ontology annotation, biological process: intra-Golgi vesicle-mediated transport; endoplasmic reticulum to Golgi vesicle-mediated transport. The record is from RefSeq and is a predicted model, not a curated record. NCBI's taxonomy places the organism in Eukaryota, Viridiplantae, Streptophyta, Magnoliopsida, Solanales, Solanaceae.
UUUGCAAAUGCUGGUUAAAACAUAAACAAACAUCACAAAUGGCUACCUUAUGCAAUUUUUACUCAUUUCUCUUCUAUUUCGACAAAAUUCAACUGAGAAAAACUAGCUCACUCAAAAUCCGAUCGGAAAAAAUCAGCCGCAAAUUCUCAGAGAUUUAAUAAUGGCUCCCGUUGCUCCCAGAUCCGGCGACGCCAUUUUCGCCAACGUUGAACGAGUGAAUGCUGAACUUUUCACCUUAACGUACGGUGCGAUCGUGCGACAACUGCUUACCGAUCUGGAGGAGGUUGAGGAAGUCAACAAACAGCUUGAUCAAAUGGGUUAUAACAUUGGAAUUCGUCUCAUUGAUGAGUUUCUGGCAAAAUCUAACGUUUCUAGGUGUAUUGAUUUCAAGGAAACAGCUGAAGUCAUUGCCAAGGUUGGCCUCAAAAUGUUCCUAGGUGUCACAGCUACUGUGGGAAAUUGGAAUGCUGAGGGAACAACGUGCAGUUUAAUUCUGGAGGACAACCCCUUGGUAGAAUUUGUUGAGCUCCCUGAUACAUGUCAAGGUCUAUAUUACUGUAACAUCUUAAGUGGAGUAAUCAGAGGGGCAUUAGAGAUGGUGUCAAUGAAGACUGAAAUCACAUGGAUCCGUGAUAUGCUUAGAGGGGAUGAUGCAUUCGAGCUGCAGCUGAAACUUCUGAAGCAAGUUCCUGAGGAGUAUCCUUACAAAGACGACGAGUAACAGCUGAAACUUAUGGAUGUUGUAUUACUUCUUUAGUUCAUCUUAAAGCGCAUUGUGCUAUGUGAUCUAGAAAUAUUAAGCUCCCUUAACCCUCCAUUGUGAUAAAAAUAUUUCUUUCUAGUAUUCACUUACAAUGUUUAUGGUUAGAAGCUACCCAGAAUUUAUUUUGCCA